UUCUCUCCGAGACCCGCCUUCAGGGUGGUAUAGCCAUUUGGUCCCGCCCCCUCGCGUAUUCUACUUCCGCUCGGGGAAAACUUACUUCCGGUGUUCCUAUGGCCCACUGCCGGGCAGCAUGGCUAGUCGGCAACCUUUACGGGUCUUGUGUUUGGCUGGCUUCCGGCAGAGCGAGCGGGGCUUUCGAGAGAAGACUGGAGCGCUGAGGAAGGCGCUCCGGGGCCGCGCCGAGCUCGUGUGCCUCAGCGGCCCGCACUCGGUCACCUCGGCGGAGGGCCCCGAGGGCGGGGGUCCAGACUCCGGUUCCUGCCCUCCUGAGGAGCAGCCUCGAGGCUGGUGGUUUUCCGAAAAGGAGGCAGACGUUUUCUCCGCACUGGAAGAGCCCACGGUGUGCAGAGGUCUGGAGGAAUCUCUGGAAACGGUGGCACAGACACUGAGCAAGCUGGGGCCUUUUGAUGGACUUCUUGGGUUCAGCCAGGGGGCUGCACUAGCAGCCCUUGUGUGUGCCCUGGGCCAAGCGGGCGACCUGCGCUUCCCUUUGCCCCGAUUUAUCAUCCUCGUAUCUGGUUUCUGUCCCAGGGGCCAUGGCCUCAAGGAACCCAUCCUGCAGAGCAAUUUGUCAAUGCCUUCACUUCAUGUUUUCGGGGACACUGAUCGUGUCAUCCCCUCUCAGGAGAGUGUACAGCUGGCUAACCAGUUCCCUGGAGCCAUCACCCUCACUCACUCUGGUGGCCACUUCAUUCCAGCAGCUGCAUCCCAGCGCCAGGCCUACCUUAAAUUCUUGGACCAGUUUGCAGGGUGAAAGCUCAAUAAAUGCUUCUGCCUUUACAUUUCCCACCCGCUCUUGGGGCAGCCUUUGUAACCUAUGCUCUCCCCAUUAUUUCUCCCACCCUGGGACCUCCACUGUGCUAACAUGCUCUUCACCAUGACCACUUAAAGAAAGAACUGUCAGUUCUCAGGACUCUGUAUGAACCCUCCCCUGCACCGGAGAAAGGGGAACAAGACACCAUACUGGAUUUUGAUAUUCAAAAGGCCAGAAAGCCCUGGAUGAGAGGAUAACUUGGGAAAAGCAGGGUGGGCACCACUGUUGAGUGCCACACAAUAAAGCAGUGGUUUGGAUUUUAA
This is a messenger RNA of Urocitellus parryii (Arctic ground squirrel), 1125 nucleotides long. RefSeq names its product OVCA2 serine hydrolase domain containing (gene Ovca2). Gene Ontology annotation, cellular component: nucleus; cytoplasm. The record is from RefSeq and is a predicted model, not a curated record. NCBI's taxonomy places the organism in Eukaryota, Metazoa, Chordata, Mammalia, Rodentia, Sciuridae. Gene Ontology annotation, molecular function: hydrolase activity. Gene Ontology annotation, biological process: response to retinoic acid.